This is a messenger RNA of Seminavis robusta, 1929 nucleotides long. NCBI's taxonomy places the organism in Eukaryota, Bacillariophyta, Bacillariophyceae, Naviculales, Naviculaceae. The record is from the annotation of a GenBank genome assembly.
AUGGUCCAACUGUCCACCUAUAGCUGCAGUACCCUUGCAACAGUGCUCGUUGCCAUACUCCUGUAUCCCUAUUCCAGACACAACCAGAGGCGUGUUGCUUCCGCCAGAGCCCUUCAAGCCAGAUACGAACGUCUGCUGCAAGAACCACCGGUUGCUGAAUCAUCAUCCUCUCCGUUUUUCCAACAUGGAGUGGCAUCCUUUGAUCCAUCCUCCAACCAAGUCAUUCUGUGGACUCGUGUCACGGAUGCUACCUUGCCAUCGCAACUCUCCGUCGUUUGGACUCUAGCAACUGAUGAAGCAUUUUCCUUUGUGGUGGAUUCCUCCAUUGCCACCACUACGGCCGAUCAAGACUACACGGUUCGAGUGAAUAUUAAUGGUGGAUUGCAGCCCUACACUUUUUACUACUACAAAUUCACUUACUGUCCUAGUACUGGCAGUUCUGGUUGCGUGGACUCCAUCACGGGACGGACCAAAACGGCUCCUGCCGUUCCUCCUGCUUCCGCUGAUGCCGCCGCUGCUGAUGCUGCUGACGUUCCGGCACAAGCAAUAUUUCCACAGAUUCGCUUUGCGACUGUUUCCUGUGCGACGCUGCAGUGGGGUUGGUUCCAUGCCUACGAGCAAAUUGCCCGUCGCGACGAUGUGGAUGCCGUCUUGCAUUUGGGGGAUUACAUUUAUGAACAUGCACCGGGAGAGUAUGGGGAUAUCCGGGAUCACGAACCACCCAAGCGGACCGUUACCUUGUCCGAUUAUCGCAUACGAUAUGCACAGUAUCGAAGGGAAGAAUCCUUGCAAAAACUACACCAACAGUAUCCUUUCAUUACGUUAUGGGAUGACCACGAAUUUGUCAACAAUGCCUGGACAUUUGGAUCUCCAGAACAUGACCCAGAAACAGAAGGAGACUAUGUGGAUCGAAAACUUGCAGCAGUGCAAGCAUACCGUGAAUGGCUUCCCUUUCGGGAGAGAGCCGAAGGUGAAAGCUUGGAUGGGGAUGAGUCUUAUGACGAUCUAGUAGACAAUGACGACAACAAUGAUCGCAAAAGACGGCUCAAUGAGGAGGAAUCAGUGUCAUACCCGAUCACCCCCGAUUUGCCGUUUGGUGUCUCCCGAAAACUUCAGUAUGGUAACUUGAUUGACAUUAUCGUUAUUGACAAUCGCAUCCUUCAUCGAGAUGAGCAGCGUGGAGCAUUUGACGGAGGAAACGCCAUGUUUCUUCCUAGCUACUACGACACGGAUCACGACAUGGUGGGCGAAGAACAAAAGAUUUGGAUCAAACGGAAUCUCAAAAGAUCCAAAGCAAAGUGGAAGAUUCUGGCACAGACGGUUCUACUGUCCCCCGUCUCGCUUGCGGGACUGUUCUCUCACAGUAGCGAAGGAUGGGAUGGAUACCACGCAGACAGGGCGGAAUUGAUGGAUCAUAUUGCCGACAAUCACAUUGACAAUGUUGUGAUACUUGCAGGGGAUAUUCAUGCCACCAUCAUUUCGGAUGUUCCCAAAGAAAAAACGGGAGAUUUGCAAACAUGGGGAGAUUGGUUGGUGCGCUGGCCAAGGGCAUUUCUGUCAAAAAAGUACACAUCCAUUGCGGUGGAGUUUGUCGUUACUUCGGUCACGUCAAUUACUCUUAUUACAGAGAACGCUGGUUUCAUCCCGUUUGCCGAGGAAAUUGUUGAUUGGCUAUUUGCAGGCCCCGGUCUCGGCAUUAACCGGCAUGGACAAUUCAUUGAAACGCUCAACUGGGGCUACCAAAUAAUUGACUUUCAACCUGAGAAGGUGCAAGCCGAUAUUUACUUUACUGGCGAUCCAAAGCAAGAAGUCGACGAUAGGCCCGAUGCAAAGAGGUAUCAAAGGUCAUACUUCAGUUUAGAUGGGGACAACUUUGUUCAGCUGAGCUACGAACCAACCGAGCCACUGGAUGGUGGAUCCCAAUACUAG